Messenger RNA from Tilletiaria anomala UBC 951, 5524 nucleotides. Its product is annotated as P-loop containing nucleoside triphosphate hydrolase protein. Bases 84 to 5285 code for a protein of 1733 amino acids. The record is from RefSeq and is a predicted model, not a curated record. Lineage: Eukaryota; Fungi; Basidiomycota; Exobasidiomycetes; Georgefischeriales; Tilletiariaceae. Gene Ontology annotation, molecular function: RNA binding; ATP binding. Gene Ontology annotation, cellular component: intracellular anatomical structure. The transcript is spliced from 8 exons.
GAAUUACACGCUCGCCAAGGCAAGCGGCUGGCUUCAUCCAUCAGCGUUUUAUCGCUUUGUGCCGCUCACCUUUGUCUUGCAGCAUGGCACCCCGGAAGAAGAAUCCGGCGAUCAAGUCGUCUGGCGCAACUUCCUCGAAAGCGUCGCCGUUGCCUGACUGGGUGAAGAACAAGGACGUUGCCAAGCCGCCACCGUCGUAUACCAAAGAGGGACGUCAAGGUGCCAAGACGGGCCAGUCGGGAGCCGAGCGGAGCCAAGGAUCGAGGGGUAGCGGAAACGGCGAUGCUCAUUCCAAUGGCAGUGCUACUGCCUCUUCGAACACAACCAUCGUAGCCGCAGAAUUCCCCAAUGGCGAACGUGAACGCGAUCCGCCAGUGCAUCUGUUCCCACCCGGUUCCAAGGCACCUUUGAAUCUUCUCUAUGAGAAAAUUCAAAAGCUCAACAAGGAAGGCUGGGAGAAGCCCUCGAUUGAGGUGCGAAAGCUGCCGCCUCAUGUCGUCGCAACCUGGGUCGGGGCAAACACCAAGUUACAAAAAAACAAAGAGACGGCAAAGGGAAAUGAAAGUACCAAGAGAGGCAAAGCAAAGGAGGAAGGGGAAGACCCCUCAUUAGAGGGCGCCGAUCAGGUGGACGAAGCGACACUCAACGCUACUUUGGGAGUUGAAGCUGGUAAGGUGUUGCCAAUCAAUUCGCCAUUCACCGUCCUUUCGAGCUCUACAAGUGCUGUCCCUGACUCCGUGGCGUCAGCAUAUACGGCCACGGUUAUUCUUCGCAAAAUAAACAAGCAGAAUUUGUCCGAGCCUUUUACCGUGCGGAUGACACCGAAUGACGAGCGACUACACCCCGAGCUUAAGGUCUUUGCCGAGACUGCUCUGCAUGCUAAGCAUUGGGUCGCGACAUAUGCCUUAUUCAGGCUAUAUUCUAAUCUGCCCAUGCACCGUAUUCUUCCAGCCGGUCCGAGAGAGUACUGGCUGCACCUAUCCGCAUUCAAAGACAAGCACAGCAGCAGCGGAUCGUCAAAGUACAGCAGUGGCAAGCCAUCUUCGAACCAAGCCUCCGGCUCGUCGGCGCUCGGCGCUUCGGAUCCAAGCAACAACACUGCCAAGCGAUCACCAAGAGACAUUGACUUUCUAUGGUCAGAAGACCCUUUCGAAGCACAGGCGAAACGCGAUGCCGCACGCUCAGAGCGCGAAAAGGCGCGCGCGCAACACAAUGCUGUGCGACAAGCUAUCGAGCGAGGUGAUCAUGAAACUGCUGCUUCUCUUGCUGCCGCCAGUGCUGGCGGCGGUAAUGGUGUCCAUGCGGGAAAAGGGAAGAUGAGCCAGAUCUGGGCAGACGCAAAAGAGCUAUACUUGCCUGCUAGACUCAGAGAGUUGAUUGAAUCUACCGUCAAAAAGGGGUUUGAGAUGUUUCCCUUGGCGGCAGUGGCGGCCGCAGGAACUCCCUCGCCUGUAGCGUCAAGGACCUCGACCCCCGAUGUCAGGGCUAAGAAUGGCCAACCUGAUCCCGCAGCGACAGAGGCUGAGCCCGACGCCGGACUUCUCUCUGAGUUGCAGAAACUCGGCUUUAGGAAAGGCUACGCGCUCAGUGCCGCGCGAUGGGUAGCCAAUGCACGCUUGCGUCUGGCGUCUGGAUCGUUCGCAGCCUUGGAGAAUGCACCAGCUGCGCUGCUAGCAGCCGUAGCUACUCAAUCGGACAUCGAUGCGGCUCUUGAGUAUCUGCUGGUCUACACACCGGAGGAAGACCUUCCACCUGGCUUUAAUGCAAAGGCGAAUGGCCAGGCCAGACGAGAGGAGUUCGUCACGUCCAUUACCUCUGGCGACGGUGGCGGAACAAAUGCGGGCGACCUGAACCUUCGUUGGAUGCUGGAUCGCCUGGUCAAAAUGGUCGGGCUACCGCGAAACGCAGUGGAGAGCGUCGCGAAGAGCAUGCAGGAUGCUGAAAAGGACACCGACUUGCAGGCGCGUUGGCCUAAGGCUUGGCGACAAGCGAUUCUGCUGGACAUGCUGCUUCGCAGGCUUGCGGGUUGGGACAACCAAUCCGCUGUCGGAUCCAAUGGUCCUUGGAGCGCACACGGCGUCAUGGACGCUACAUAUGCCAUGGUGCGCUCGACAAAGGAGGACACUGAGGAGCGGCGCCAACUUUUGCUGGACGAGAAAGUCGCCGUGCAAGCGAUCCUUGGCGAUGAGCGCGUCGUGGCCGUAAAGGAAAGCGAAUGGCCUACUCCAGUGGCUGGUGACGAUGUAAUCGGAAUGGAUCUAUAUCGUCCAUUCGAUAUUUCCAUCCUUACGGGCAAGUCAAUGGACGACAUUCGUAUGCGCGUAGUGUUCCACCCGGCUAGUCGCUACCCUGCUAGCUGGAAAGAAGGCGAUAACGACAAUAUCCCGCUGCCAACGUUUUUCAUCAUCUCCCGCACUCUGCCAGUAUUUCUGCGCCUCGCGCUCACGAAGGCGCUAUAUGAAGGCUUUCGGGGUCCCAAUGCGAGGGGCGACCUACUCGAGGCGAUGCAGACUGGGCAAGGCAAUGUGAUCCUCCUGCUAGUGGAGAUGCUUGAACAGAUAUCGGCAUCUAUGAUUGACCAACCACCACCGCUGAACGAGGUCAUGGCAGGUCUGCUGCCGCGCAAGCCCGUGCCGGCGGUCGAUGACGGCAUCGCAAGUACUACCGAAACACUGCGCAUGCAGAAGAAGAAACCGCUACAGGGAAGACCAGCUCAUAUGCGUCACAGUACCAUAGCCAAGAAUCCCAAAGUAGAUACGCUGCUACUGAAGCAGCAAGAACAGUGGCGCUCGUCAGUUGGGUACCAGCCAUUUAGAGAAGUUCGCGAAAGUCUCCCAGCUUGGGCAUUUCGGCAUCGUCUGCUGGACGUUCUCGGCACGGAUCGCGUCGUCAUUGUCGCUGGCGAGACAGGUUGCGGAAAGACGACACAGUGCCCUCAGUUCAUCCUCGAUCAAUGCAUCGAAGAAGGGAAAGGGAGCGAGUGCAAUAUAAUCGUCACGCAGCCUAGGCGUGUCUCAGCCAUGGGCGUCGCCGCGCGUGUUGCGGCCGAGAGGGGCGAGAAGCUCGAUUCGUCAUCCUCGGUGCUGGGAGUGGUAGGCUACGCAAUCCGCGGUGAAAGAAAGGCAAGCCGUGAAUGCCGCUUGCUGUUUACCACCACUGGAGUGCUCCUGCGUCGGCUUAGUAGCGGAGGUGACAGAGACCUCAGGGACAUCACCCAUAUUAUGGUGGACGAAGUGCACGAACGCAGUGUCGACAGCGACUUUUUGCUGCUUGAGCUGCGCGAAGUACUCAAGCGCAACACCAGAAUCAAGAUCAUCCUGAUGAGCGCAACGAUUCAACAGGAUUCGUUCGCUUGCUACUUUGGAGGUGCGCCUUGCUUGAACAUCCCUGGACGUACAUUUCCUGUUCAAGACUUCUACCUGGAGGAUGUCAUUAAGUUCAGCGGCUACAGACCGGACGGCGGACGGAGGGGUAGAACAGAGAACGUAACUGAAGAGCAGAAGCAUGGGAUGCGCGCCAGUCUCCUUGAUUCAGCCUUGCAGGAGGGCGAGAUCAGAGCUGUGGAGCAAAUCUCGCGCCAGGAGUGGACAGACUAUGAUCUCAUUGGAGCAUGUGCGCGGAUGGUUGUGGAUAGAGCUGAGCUGGAAGAGGCUCAGGGCAAGUCCCAGAAGGGAGUCGGCGGAGCGAUUUUGGUCUUCUGCAGCGGCUUCGGCGAGAUUCGGCAAGCCAUGGAUGCCAUCAAGAGCCACGUACGUGGCCGGAUCAACGUAUUGCCGCUGCACGCCAACCUUUCUCCCCAAGAGCAGCGUAAGGUAUUUGAACCACAAGACAAAACACGUAGGAAAAUCGUCGUUGCAACCAACGUGGCAGAGACCUCCAUCACCAUUCCCGAGAUAUCUUAUGUUAUCGACACUGGCAAGGUCAAAGAACAGCGCUUCGACGCGCAGUCCGGUCUGUCUCGGCUGCUGGAAGUCUGGGCAAGUCGGGCAGCUUGUAAACAAAGAAGGGGGCGUGCGGGCCGAACAAGAGAGGGAGAGUGCUUCAAGCUCUUUUCUCGCUUUACAGAAGAGCGCAAGAUGGCCUUGCAGCAGACUCCGGAGAUCCGCAGAGUCCCACUAGAAAAUCUAUUCCUGCAAGUGAAGGCUAUGCGCGAAGACGAAGACGUCAAAGCUUACCUAUUGCGGGCACUGGACCCGCCGGAGGUCACAGCGAUGGAAGCGGCUCUCAAGAACCUGAUCGAAGCUGGGGCAAUGCAACCUUCUGAAGCGUUCCGUGGAAAGCUGACGCCUCUCGGUCUCCAUCUUUCGAGGUUGCCGCUGGACCUGCGCCUAGGAAAGAUUUUGAUCUUGGGUGGGGUUUUGGGCUGCCUGUCGCCUGCCUUAACCAUUGCAGCCAUGAUGUCCGGAAAGCCACUUUUUACUGCCCCAUUUGAAGAGCGAGAGAAAGCGAGCAAAGCACGAGCCAAGUUUUCAGGAGGAACGUCUAGUGACUUCCUGUGUAACACGAACGCUUUUGAAGCAUGGCGUAAGCUGCGUGGAGAAGGAGCGCCUGCAUCGGCCGUCCGCUCAUUCUGCGAAGAGAAUUACAUCUCCCAAUCUGCGCUGCGCGAGGUCCUCAGCAACCGCUCCGACCUGGCCCAGCACCUACACGAAAUUGGCUUCAUUCCACGCGACGUGGUUGCAGCAAUCACCGACAUCAGAGGCCCAGCAACCGAAUGGGACAUUCAUGCCGACAACCAAGAGCUCAUCAAAUCUGUGAUCGCAGCAGGUCUUUGGCCGUCGGUCGUACGCAUCGCAAUGCCAAAUGCCAAAUUUGACCAAGGAAUUGCAGGCACCAUCCAGCGAGAUCACGAGGCGAAAGCCGUCAAGUUUUUCGAUGCAAGCGGCGACCUUGGCCGGAUAUUCUUGCACCCUGCCUCCACGCUUUUUGCUGCAACUGAGUUCAAGUCUAGCUACUUGUCCGUCUUCCAGAAAAGUGCAAGUGGCGGUCAGAACAAAGUCUUUGCAAGGGAGGCAAAUGAAGCUCCUUUGUUGGGCUUGCUGCUUCUCAGCGCUGGGCAAGUGGUAUUUGAUCACUUCAAAGGUGGCCUCGAGGUAAAAUCAUCAGCACACGGUUCGGUCACUUACGUCCGGGUCAGAGCCGAUGCUAGAAUCGGAGUUCUCUGCAACCAGCUGCGCCGCCUUCUCGAUGCUGUCCUCGAUGAUGCGAUUGAGCAGCCGGGAAGGUUGCUUUCAUCUCACAGCCAGACUAUCUUGAACACAGUCGCUGCGGUCCUACAACAAUAGCUCAAUAGCAUGUGUAGUCACGCAUCGUUUCGGUGAAUCCCAAAGAAUUCACCACACUAUCGUUUGGGUAUGCGUCUGAAUCGUCGCUUCCCUCGGAUGGAAAAAAUUGAACACUAAUGUUCUAGAGCUCAAGUCUGAUUGCAAAGAGAAUGCAGGGGUUUCUCUCGAGAUUGAUUACACUUGCACACAAUGGAAAACAAGAUGCAUAGAACCAGCGAAGCGAGAAAGGAAUGCUGAUU